Molecule: messenger RNA, 690 nt
Organism: Coffea eugenioides
Lineage: Eukaryota; Viridiplantae; Streptophyta; Magnoliopsida; Gentianales; Rubiaceae
Exons: 1
Coding region: 1-690 (229 amino acids)
Source: RefSeq, a predicted model, not a curated record
AUGGACCUCUUGCACCAACGAGUUGAGCAGUCCCAAUUGUCCUCCACAACCUGUGUGGUGAUUGACCCGGAGAUUUCCGAUGCUGACCCGAAUUUCGGGAUUCAUGAAGGAAACGACGGAAUGGAGCCGACCCAUUUGGAUCUUGAUCUGAAUCUAGGGUUUCUCGGAGAGCCCACUUCGACAAAUGUGGAAAAUUCAGGGUUCGUAGCUGAAAAUUUUGAGGGUGGGGACCAUUUUGUAACCGGGUUGCGAGUCGUGGAUAUCGGGUCGGAAUCGGAUUCUGAUAUAAACCAUGACGUUGAGAUUGAUUUUAGUGCUGACGAUGAUGAUAUAAGUGAGGGUGAUGAUGAUCCAAGCCUUAGGCUCUGUUGGGAUUCUUUUCAGAUUGAGGAUCAUAGAGAAGUUAAUGAGGAUUUUGAGUGGGAGGAAGUGGAUGAAGGAGUUGAUGAGAGAGAGGUUCUGAGCAUGUUUCUGGAUGAUGAUGACAUGCCGGUGAUGGCCCGGGAGGAGAGUGCAGAUGUAUCUAGGAAUUUGGACUGGGAGGUUUUGUUAGAUGUGCAGAAUUUGGAAGCAAUCCCCGAGAAUGUGACAGAGACGGCCAUGGGAUUGCGUGGGGGUUGCGCAGGGAAGAGUAAGGGAGGUGAGGGAAAUCAAAUAGAAAGGUGGACUAUGUGUGCCCUUUUUGCUUAG